AUGUUGGGCGCCCUCAAGUCAGUCUUCUGGCCCUCAGAAGCCGCGCGCGCACGGCCGGUGGAGACGCCGGCACUCCAAAACCUUGCGGGGGACAAUCGCAAAGCCAAGCUUCGCGAUGUGAAGGCUGAGGACUACCCGACGCCAGAGAAGUACUUGGAAGGCGCGGAGAUUCCCACCUUCUACCAAUUCCAGAGCAACAUGGUGGCGGAUGAGGAUCUCAAAGCUGGCAUGUGCAGCGGAUUGGAGGUGGACAAGAGGCUGACGCUGCCGACGCGCACGCACAUCCGCUUCCUCGUUACCGGCCAGGAUGUGAUCCACUGCUUUUCCGUCCCAUCCUUGGGCGUGAAGACGGAUGCCACCCCCGGCCGCAUCAACCGUAUCAAUACCUUCAUCCAACGGGAGGGCGUCUUCUAUGGCGGUCGAGAAGAGAAGUACCCACCAGGUGAUGUCGCUGUUCGCUUCCUGUCUUUCCGUUUGUCGAUACCCUUCGCCGAUACCGACAGCGACACCACCGAGGGCGAUGAGACCCGUUCCAAGGGCCAAUCGAGAUACAUGCUGCCACGGCAGAAGCUCACGCGCGUCGAGGAGUUAACAUGGAUGGAGCCCUUGAUGAAACAGCUGUGGCCCAAGAUCGACUCUGCCUUGCACAAGAUCAUGAAGGAAACCGUUGAGCCCAAGAUCCAGGAUAAGGUACCGCUGCCGCUGAAGGGCCUCACCUUUACGAAGUUUACUUUGGGCAAGACGACUCCGACAGUGGGUCCGGUCACGAUCUGGGACGCGCCCUGCCUGCGAGCCGAGGAGGCGAAUCGUGGCAUUGAACUUCACGUGGACAUCUUGCUACAGAGCAAGGUCGACGUUGAGCUGGCCGUGGGCGCCCUGGUCGCCGGGAUUAAGAGCUGCACCCUCCACGGCACGCUGGUCCUUCGCCUCGAUCCCCUUCUGGACAGGAGCCCUAUCCUGGGCGGCUUGGUCAUCUACUUCCUGGAUCCCCCUGUCUUGGACCUACACUUCACCAAGCUGGCGGAGCUGGCAUCAGAGCUGGACUUUUCCGAAGGUAUGAUUACCAACCUCUUGGAGAAGCUCGUGGCCAGACGCCUGGUGCUGCCGAAUGUUUGGUUCAGACCCUUCCUCAGGGAUGAAGACGUGGUGGACACAGCGACGCUGCGAGACCCAAAGCCUGUCGGUGUCCUCCGCGUUACGGCCAUUGAGGCCAAGGACCUCUACGCAAACGACAUCAACAUCUUCAGCGAGCGCACGAGCGAUCCGUACGUCCGGAUACGCCUGGCCGACGACGAAUGGACCUCCAUACACCUGGAGAGCACCUGCCAUCCCAAAUGGACCGACCCGGAUUUGCUGGCGAAUGGCGAGCUGGUGGUCACGGAAGAAGUGCGGCAUGACUUCUUGGUGUAUGAUGUGGGCCAGACUCUCCGCAUCGAAGUGUACGACUGGAACAACAUGAAGAGCGAUGUGCUGAUCGGGCGCUCGAACCACAUCACUGUAAUCGACGCGCUUGCCAAAUCAAGGAAGUGGAUCGAGCUGAGCCAGAAGGAUGACUCCAGUGGCGGCCACAUCCUGCUGCAGUUCGACUGGCUCAAGGUGGUGCAGGAGAGCCCAGCGAACGAGGACGACGCCUGCAUGGUCCGAUUGAAGAUCGACGAGGUCUACCUGCCGGACGACCUUGACCUGCUCUAUGCAAAGUUCGAGGUGAGGUUCCAGGAUGUUCUCAAGGCUUCCACACCGGACACGCACCUCACCAGCAACGCUACUGUGACUGACACCGGUGACGGUGAGAAGGAGAAGCGCCUGGAUGUCGAGUACGUCCUCUGCUUCCAGGUGUCGCGUGCCGCAGCAGUGACAGAGCCUUUGCAGAUUUCCGUCAUCUCGAACGAGAAGGUGGUGGUUGGGUACGUGGAGCUGGCCCUGACAGAAGUGGUGGCAGAGGGCGGCACCAAAGAGUGGACCACGGAGGACCCGUUGCUGCUCCAGCGGCCCAAGGAGGACAAGAACGUGAUCUCGGACUUCCUGUCGUCCACCCAGGACGAAGAGAUGAAGGCAGCACCCCUGCGGGCGGAGGUCGCAGUGUCGGUCAUGGGCCUGGUUCCAGUUCCUACGAAGACGGCCCUGGCCCACAUGAGGAAGCGGAGGAUGCAAGUCCCGAAGGCGUCGCCCACUUUCUCCUCCUCCCUGCGCUUCAUGAAGACGGACGAACAGCCGCAAGUGGGCCGGGACACGACGAAAUGUACGGGCUCCGUGGAGUCUUUGGACUGGUUCAACACCUUCUUCGCGCGGCUCUGGCCGAAGAUCGCGACAUACGUGCAGAGGCUCAUGGAGGAUCCGGAGGGCAACGUCACCCAGAGGAUGCAAGCCUCCCUGCCCUCCAUCCUCAAAGGCAUGUACUUCAGCAAGUUCAAGCUGGGCAGCAAAACCCCGCAGUUUGGGCCCAUCAAGAUCUCUGAGGCCCCGGAGCGGUGGUGCAAGGACGGCAAGGAUCCGAUGCAGGGGUCCGAAAUUCGGCUGGGCGUUCGCUUGGAUUCCGAGUCCGAGAUCGAGCUUUCGGUCAUGAAGAUGAAGGUCGGCAUCCACCGCCUUCAAGUGCGGGGUGAGAUCGCCAUCCGCUUCGAGCCCCUGCUGGGCCAGACGCCUGUGCUGGGUGGCCUGGUGCUUUGCUUUCUGAACCCGCCCAAGCUGGCGAUGGAGUACAAGUUCCUGGCCUCCCUUGUGGGCAACACGACCCUGGAGCCCACCGUGAAGUCAGCCAUCGACCGCGCGCUGGCGAAGGCUCUGGUGAUGCCCAAUGUCAUCUCCAUACCAAUCGGCAGUGAGGAGAAGGGUGUGGACCGCGCUUUGCUUCGGAGCCCUCGGCCGCUCGGCAUCAUCCGAGUCCGCGUGAAGUCUGCCAGCGGCUUGCCAGAUGGGCAUCUUCACUUCCUCAGCAAGCAGCAGAGCAACCCCUACGUCAGGGUACGGGUUGCAGAUGAUGAGUGGGAGUCGUCCUGUUCAGUGGGUUGCAAUCCGAUGUGGCUUGAGUCCGACUCGCACUGCUUCUGGUAUUACGACCUGAGGCAGACGUUGCACCUCGAAGUCUUGGACAAGGGCCGCUUCAACCCGAAGCACUCCCUGGCCAUCGCCAAGCCCACCCUGGUCAAUGUGGCCGUGGAGAAUUCGGGGAAGCCCGUGGAGCUCUUCACCCCUGUGGCGAGCUUGGACGAGAUGAGCGAUGAGGCAUGUGGCACCCUGGACAUCGAGUGCGAGCUGCUGCAGCCGCGUAUCGGCCUCCGCCCUUCGUGCGAGCUCUGCAUGCUGCGGAUCAAGGUGGAUGAGAUGUACAUCCCACAGGACUUCCCCCAUCCCCUGGGCUUCGUCGCGCGCUGCGGCAGCUCUGAGAAAACGUCGCCGUUUGCGAACCCGAAAGUGCAGCAAGCCGGCCAGGAGAAUAAGCUGCCUCUGGAUCGCCAGCCGGUAGUUUUGCCCACCGAGUGCGUGCUGCAUCUCCUCGUCAAGAAGGAGGACCUCAGCACACACUCGCUGGAGCUGGAGAUCAUCAACCGGAAGCGCGAGGUGUUGGCCUCCAAAGACGUCGAACUCAAGCAGUUCGUUGACCGGGGCCUCUCCCGUCGCGUCUGGGGCUUGGAGAAGCAGCCCCUGCUCAACCUCCGCGGAGAGAACGUGAAGUGCCAGUCGAAGCUGGAGUUGCAACUGCACGGCCUGGAUCCUCCGAACAAUCGCGUGCGCAGGGCACUGCCGAGGAUGAAGACCGACAUCUUCCGCGACCGGCCAAGGUGCGCUUGCACCUACUGCAAGCUGAAGAGCGAGUCCUGGUACCUCCUCGUCUUUUCGGGCAACGCCUUGGUGGAGGGGCUGGCUUGUUUGAUUGCUUCGCUCUCCGGAUUCAUCCUCAUCUUCGUGAUGGGCGUCUUUGGGCCAAGGCACAAGUACCAAGAGUUGCCGAGUGGAGCCGAAGAGGGCGAGGAUGACCUGCACAACGUGCCGGAAACGGUCUAUGAAGGCGGCGACACCACGCGGAGCAGCAAGGAGCGAACUUCCCCGGUUCGGGAGCAGAUGCGGCCGGCCUCCGUCGACUUCGCCGGGCUUGCGAGCUUUCCGGUUGGAAGCAACUUCUCGUCGCCGAGCAAGGACGCCACCCCAACGCGCGGGCUGACGAAGGAUAGAAUCCGAUCCUACACGAUUCACCACCAGACGAGCCACUAG
Messenger RNA from Symbiodinium natans, 4209 nucleotides. The record is from the annotation of a GenBank genome assembly. Lineage: Eukaryota; Dinophyceae; Suessiales; Symbiodiniaceae.